Messenger RNA from Choloepus didactylus (southern two-toed sloth), 5133 nucleotides. RefSeq names its product poly(ADP-ribose) polymerase family member 4 (gene PARP4). Lineage: Eukaryota; Metazoa; Chordata; Mammalia; Pilosa; Megalonychidae. The record is from RefSeq and is a predicted model, not a curated record. Bases 1 to 4941 code for a protein of 1646 amino acids. Gene Ontology annotation, molecular function: NAD+ poly-ADP-ribosyltransferase activity. The transcript has 29 exons.
AUGCGCAGGCUCGAGGGAGGAACCUGUGGCUGCUCGCACCUUCGAUUAGGUUCUGCUUUGUGCUCUCAUUCACAGACUCGAAGACAGUUCCCUGGACAGAAAACUUCUGCAGAGGCGUGUGCUUACUAUGAACGUUACAUUGAAGAGCUAAAGAAACAAGGAUUUCAGCUUAGAGAAAAUUUUACACCCAAAGCAAUCCAAUUAGCAUCUGAGGAGUUACAGGCAUUGCUUUUGGAGGAGGUAAUAAAUUCAAGUACUCUGAGCCAAGAAGUGAGUGAUUUGGUGGAGAUGAUCUGGACAGAAGCUCUUGGCCAUCUGGAGAACACACUUCUUAAGCCAGUGAACAGAAUUAGUCUUAAUGACGUAAGCAAAGCAGAGGGUAUUCUCCUUCUAGCAAAGGUUGCUCUGAAAAAUGGGGAAACAGCAGAGCAAUUGCAAAAGACGAUGGCUCAGUUCUACAGAUUAAUACCUCACAAAGGUGUAAUAACUGAAGAAGUUAGCCUAAGACUAUUAUCUAAGAAAGAGGAUCUCUGCCAGCUAAUAAGAGACAUGGUUAAUGUCUGUGAAACUAAUUUGUCCAAACCCAACCCACCGUCUCUUGCCAAAUACCGAGCUUUGAGAUGCAAAAUUGAGCUCAUUGAACAGAACACUGAAGAAUUUUUCAGUGUUAGAGAUCAGGUAUUGCAGAAUAAUCACAGUAAAAGUCCAGUGGACAUCUUGCAGAUAUUUAGAGUUGGCAGAGUGAAUGAAACCACAGAGUUUUUAAGCAAACUUGGCAAUGUGAAGUCCUUGUUACAUGGAUCUUCUGUACAAAACAUUGUAGGAAUCCUAACCCGAGGGUUGCUUUUACCCAAAGUAGUUGAAGAUCAUGGCGUGAGUAGAACAAACACAGGAAAUCUUGGGAGUGGGAUAUAUUUCAGUGAUUCACUCAGCACAAGUAUAAAAUACUCACACCCAGGAGAGACAGAGGGCACCAGGCUCUUGGUCAUUUGUGAUGUAGCCCUUGGAAAGUGUAUGGACUUAUUCAAAAAGGAUUUUUCAUUGACUGAGGCACCACUUGGUUAUGACAGUGUGCAUGGCGUUUCACAAAAAGCAGGUGUCAUCACAGACUUUGAGGAUGAUGAAUUUGUUGUAUAUAAAACCAGUCAGAUUAAAAUGAAAUAUGUUGUUAAAUUUUCCAUUCCUGGAGAUCCAAAAAAGGACUUUCAACCUGGUGGUAAUACUGAAUUAGAGGAAGACAGACCUGAGUUUUCAGAUGUGUCAAAGGUUGAAGAUUACCAGCUACCAGAUAGCAAAUCUUUCAGCAACAUCAAAGCCGGCCUUCAGGAUACCUCUGGGAAUUCAGUGCCUCUUGAGGAUGUUCACAUCAAGGGGAGAAUAAUAGACUUUGUAGCACAGGUCAUUGUUUUUCAGACAUACACAAAUCAAAGUCAUGUGCCCAUUGAAGCAAAAUACAUCUUUCCUUUGGAUGAUAAGGCAGCUGUGUGUGGUUUUGAAGCUUUUAUCAAUGGGAAGCAUAUAGUAGGAGAGAUUAAAGAGAAGGAAGACGCCCAUCGAGAAUACCGGGAAGCCAUCAGUCAAGGCCAUGGAGCUUACUUGAUGGAUCAGGAUGCACCUGACGUUUUCACUGUAAGUGUUGGAAACUUACCCCCUAAGGCUAAGGUUCUUAUCAAAAUUACCUACAUCACUGAGCUCAGCAUGCAAGGUCCUCUUGCUGUCUUCUUCAUGCCAGGCACUGUCGCACCCUGGCAACAGGACAAAGCCCUGAAUGAGAACAUCCAGGAUAUGGUAGAGAAGAUAUGUAUAAAGGAAAUAGGAUCAAAGGAAAGCUUCUCCUUGAGUCUGUCUAUUGAGAUGCCAUAUGUGAUUGGAUUCAUUUCUAGUGAUACACAUAAACUGAAACAAAAGAGCACAGACUGCAAAGCUGUAAUUAGCACUGUGGAAGGUAGUUCCAUAGACAGCAGUGGAUUUUCUCUGCACAUCAGUUUGUUGGAUGCGUAUCUCCCAAGAAUGUGGGUUGAAAAACAUCCAGAAAAAGAAAGCGAGGCUUGCAUGCUUGUCUUUCAGCCAGAUUUCAAUGUCACCCUCCCUGAAAUAGCUGCAAAGAGUGAAAUGAUCAUUUGUCUUGAUUGCUCCAAUUCUAUGGAGGGUGCAACAUUCGUGCAAGCCAAGCAGAUUGCCUUAUAUUCCCUGACCCUGGUGGAUAAGAAGCAAAAAGUAAACAUCAUCAAAUUUGGUACAGGUUACAAGGAAUUAUUUUCUCAUCCUAAGUUCAUCACAAGUAGUGACAUGCCGAAAGAGUUCAUUAUGUCUGCUACACCUACCAUGGGAAAUACCGACUUCUGGAAAACACUCCGCUAUUUAAAUUUGCUAUCCCCUUCUCAGGGGUUACGCAACAUUCUCCUCGUAUCUGAUGGACAUGUCCAGAAUGAGGGCCUUACCCUCCAGCUUGUAAGCAGAAAUGUUCAGCACACCAGGCUGUUCACCUGUGGGGUUGGUUCUACAGCAAAUCGUCACAUCUUAAGGACUUUGUCCCAGUGUGGUGCCGGAGUAUUUGAAUAUUUUAACUUGAAAUCCAAACAUAGUUGGAGAAAGCAGGUAGAGGAUCAAGUGACUCGAUCCCGAUCUCCGAGUUGCCACUCUGUCUCCGUCAAAUGGCAACAACUAAGUACAAACUCCCCUGAGCCCAUGCAGGCCCCGGCCCAGGUGAGGUCCUUGUUCCACAAUGACCGGCUCCUCGUCUACGGAUUUAUUCCUCACUGUACACAGGCAACUCUGUGUGCAUUAAUUCAAGAGAAAGAAUUUUGUACAAUGGUGUCAACUACUGAACUUCAGAAGACAACUGGAACUAUGAUUCACAAGCUGACAGCACGAGCUUUCAUCAGGGACUAUGAAGAUGGCAUUCUCCACAAAAAUGAAACUAAUCAUGAGAUGAAGAAGCAAAUCUUGAAGUCUCUGAUUAUUAAGAUCAGUAAAGAAAACUCUCUCAUAACACAAUUUACAAGCUUUGUGGCUGUUGAGAAAAGGGAUGGUUAUGAAUCGCCUUUUCCUAAUAAUCCAAACAUCCUGGAACUUAUUGCAAAAGAAGAUGUGGAUUUUCUGCCAUACAUGAGUUGGCAGGAGGAGCAACCAGAUGCCAGCAUAACACAGGCAGAUGCUAAUUACCAAUCUGUUUCAGCAUCCUCUGAAUUGAGUGAAGAAUUGCAACAUAAACUUUUGUCUAAAAAAAAAAAAUUGAAAUCAUCUAAGCUGGAGUUUCCUGAAAUGGCGGAGUUGGAUUCGCAACUACCAGUACAACCUUUAACAUUCACUUAUGGAUUUGGAAAUGUGGGAAAGCCAUUGGAUUUAAGUCAGAUGGAUCCAUUUAAAGAAACAGAAAUUAGACAACAUAGUAUAUCCUUUUUACCAAAGAAGGCUGUUUCCAAGCAUUCUCGUUUGUUUGGUGCUGCAGCCCCUUGUAUACCCUGCCUAGUUGCCCCCCAGGUUGAUUCUGAUUCCUUCUUUCCUCCCCAUUUACCUCCUCAGAGCACUCUUUCUGGUUCUCUUGCUACUCCCAAGCAGUUUGGUCCAUCUAAAUAUGACCAAGACCUUGAGACGGGCAGUUGUAUUGAUGUCUCCCUUGAGUCGGAUUCUCCUCUCAGGCUGCCUAUCCAGAACCCAGUUGUUGGAGACGCUGGUGGUUUUGGUUCUUUAGCUGCCUCAUUUGGCUCCAAACAGUCUAAAACAGCUGAAGACAAGGUCAGCCACAGUUGUGCUGGUUCCAAUGUGUUGCACUCUUUUCCCAGUCUGUUCUCCCAGAGCCCACCUGUUGGACCUCUCCCUGGUUCUGCUUCUUUACCUGCGUCGUUUGGCUCGAGGCAGUCUGAAAUUUGUCUGGAAGGAAAGGUCACCAGUUGUGCUGGUUCCCACGUGAUGCACUCUCCUCCCAUGUUCUUCUCCCAGAGUCCACCCAUUGGAUCCCUCCCUGGUUCUGCUUUUUCAGCUACCUUGUUUGGCUCCCAGGGGUCUGAAAUUUGUCUAGAAGAAAAGGUCAGCAGUUGUGCUGAUUCCCGUGUGUUGGCCUUUCCUCACAGGCAAAUUCCUACAACUCUUCCUGCCAGGAGUUUUGGCUUUGCUCAUCCUUCUGCUACCCCCUCAUUUCAUUUACAGAAUUCCCCGGUUCCUUUAAGCACCAGUUACAAGCCGCAAAUAGCUUUAUUUGCGCUUGCCCACGAUGACCCAGGAGAUUCUUCCCCAUCAAAUAUUUCUGUCAGAAGUGAAUCAUUAGAUUCUCUCCAGCAUGGUAUUCGUACUGCCUUAUAUCAUGAAAGCUCUUCUGAAACAGAAAGUGAUGAUGAGAGACAAGUAUCUCUUGCAAGUCGUUUUUUAAAAAGGGAGGUGAUUGAAGCUGACACAACAAGAAGUGACUUUCCCUCAAGCUUUCAGGCACAAAAAGAUGAAGAUGACAUAGUCUGCAAACAAAGUUGGAUGAACUUUGUGCCUUGGACUGAGCUCUUCAGUUUACAAACCGAGGAUGGCUUCUGGAAACUUACGUCAGAACUGGGAUUUAUAUUAAACCUUAAUACAAAAAUUUUAAAUAGCUUUCUUGAAGCAAAAGGCAUUCAGUCUCUAGGUAUAAAAGGAAGAGAACUUCUCCUGUGCCUGAUUGCCACAUUGCUGGUUCUACAGUUUUUUCGCACCAGGUUGGAACGAGAAGGAAUAGUCUUCAAAUCACUGAUGAAAUUGGAUGACACUUCCAAUUCCAGGAAUAUUCCCUGGGCUUUUGAGAAAAUACAGAAAGCAAGUGAAUGGGUAAGAAGAACUGAAGGACAAUACCCAUCUAUCUGUCAACGGUUUGAACUGGGGAAGGACUGGGACUCUGCUACUAAGCAGCUUUUGGGAAUUCAACCCAUAAACAGCACUUCUCCUCUUCACAGAGUUCCUAAUUACAGUGAAGGCUGACUUGAAUGAAAUUAUGCUUUAAACUUUUCUUCAUGCUUUUAUGUAUAAAAUAAUCAAAUCCUAACAGAUAUCUUCAAUGAAAUUUAACUGGUUUAUCCAAUGUAUUAGUUACCUUAAAGUAAAUAGACACAGAAUGGAUUAUUUUGAUGAACUAACCAGCAAAAAUAAAAGACAAAUAACAAUAUUCUAAAA